Messenger RNA from Scleropages formosus (Asian bonytongue), 1833 nucleotides. RefSeq names its product serine/threonine kinase 17a (gene stk17a). Gene Ontology annotation, molecular function: protein serine/threonine kinase activity; ATP binding. Lineage: Eukaryota; Metazoa; Chordata; Actinopteri; Osteoglossiformes; Osteoglossidae. The transcript is spliced from 7 exons. Gene Ontology annotation, biological process: positive regulation of apoptotic process; intracellular signal transduction; protein phosphorylation. Gene Ontology annotation, cellular component: nucleus. The coding region runs from base 324 to 1562 and encodes 412 amino acids. The record is from RefSeq and is a predicted model, not a curated record.
GAAGUUGAAUGGGAGUCGAGCUGGAUGUUCGGAUCGGAGCGGUUCGAUUUGUUUCUCGGUCGAGCUAAGGAAUUAUUAACCACAUAAGCAGCAAAUGAUGGUGAAAAGUGCAGUUCGGUCCCAUAAAGUUGAUUAGAAAUGUGUCUUCGAUUAGAAAGUGCCGGAUUUCUAGCCGAGCGUUAAUAAAUGCGAUCUGUUCGGUGGGUUUCCGUCUCGUGGUGCCGCCGAUACAAUUAAACGCGGUGAAAAGAUCGGCUCCUCGUCACCUUUUUCGCCGCUGGGAACAAACAGCCGAAGUCCGACUCGCGUCCUGGACCGACGUGAUGAUCCCCGGGUGUCCCCGGAGCGCCGAGAGUCGACGCCGGAAUGAGUGCUGCGGCAAGACCGCGGAACUGAGCCGCAGUGGGAGCGGGAGCCAAAGCCGGCUGGGGCUGCUGUCCGAGAUCCAGACGCCGGUGAAGACGGAGCCGUUCAGUGAACGUUACAGCCUGGUGCCCGGCAAAGAACUCGGGAGGGGGAAGUUUGCUGUGGUGAGGAAGUACGUGGAGAAAUGCACGGGAAAGGUGUACGCCGCCAAGUUCAUGAGGAAGAGGAGGAAGGGCCAGGAUUGCCGCCUGGAGAUCAUCCAUGAGAUCGCCGUGCUGGAACUGGCCACCACCUGCCCCUGGGUGAUCAACCUGCACGAGGUGUACGAGACGCCCAGCGAGAUGAUUCUGGUGCUGGAGUACGCAGCCGGUGGGGAGAUAUUUAACCAGUGUGUGGCAGAGCAGGACGAGGCCUUCAAGCAGGAAGAUGUCAAGAGGCUGAUGAGGCAGAUUUUGGAGGGUGUUUCCUUCCUCCACAAGAACAGCGUGGUGCAUCUGGACCUCAAGCCUCAGAAUAUACUUCUGACCAGUAAUUCUCCUCUCGGAGAUAUAAAGAUCGUGGACUUUGGGCUGUCGCGCAUGAUGAGCAGUAAACAGGAGCUGAGGGAGAUCAUGGGGACCCCAGAGUAUGUGGCUCCAGAAGUUCUGAAUUACGAGCCUAUAAGUACAGCAACAGACAUGUGGAGUAUUGGUGUUCUGGCCUAUGUGAUGUUGACGGGUACUUCUCCAUUCCUGGGCGACGACAAGCAGGAGACGUUUCUCAACAUCUCCCAGAUCAACAUCAGCUACUCGGAGCAGGAACUGGAAGGGCUUGAGCAGCCGGCAAUCGGCUUCAUGAAGUCACUGCUCAUUAAAGAGCCACAGCGUCGGGCCACGGCAGAGGACUGCUUGAGGCACCCUUGGCUGGAGAAGCCCGCACCCCUAAGGGAAGGAGAGGAUGUUUGCGAGGCAUCCCUGGGGCGGCCCGUUUCCAUGACGCCCGAUGCAGCGGAGCAGGUGCAGGGCGAGUGUGAUGCCGAGGGCGCCGAAGGCCGGGUGACGGAGGAGCUCAUCGUCAUGGCAGCCUACACGUUGGGCCAGUGCCGACAGUCAGAGAAGGAGAGCCUGACCCCUGACCCCAAGGUCAUCUCCAAGCGCUUCAAGUUCGAAGAGCCCUUCAGCGCACUGCAGGAGGUCCCUGGGGAGUUCAUCUACUAAAGCCAGGGACACCAGAUCCUGCUUUUAAACCCACCUCAUGGUCUGAACUCAAACGCCAAACCGUCUUUUUUUUUUUUUUUUUUUUUUCCCUUCCUUUUUGUACUUGUGCUGCUUUAAUUUUUCCUGGGUAAGUUAAAAGACUGAGCCUUGCGGUGAUUUGUUUUUAAGUCCGUUUCCUGUUUGGUGCCAUGCUUGAAAUUUUAGACGUCACUGUGUGGACCACUUUUUUUUUUUUUUGUCUGUAUUCUCUUAAAUUUGCCAUCCAUUUCUA